Molecule: messenger RNA, 3747 nt
Organism: Brassica rapa (field mustard)
Lineage: Eukaryota; Viridiplantae; Streptophyta; Magnoliopsida; Brassicales; Brassicaceae
Product: defensin-like protein 10
Biological process (GO): defense response
Source: RefSeq, a predicted model, not a curated record
AAAAAAAAAUCGUUAUUCAUCAGUCCCGGGUAAAUAGCGGACAUCAUACGAUGGAGGCAUGGUUUACUACACGACAGUUCAUAUUUUUUCUCAAAUUCUGGAAACGGUGGGUUUAACCUUGUUUCCUCGGAUGUCGGUCUUCCAUGUUCAACACCUGAAAUAGCUGGUCUCGGAGAGCUUGUCAAGGCCUAUAAUCUCCAUUGGCGAUGAAGCACAGGACGAGAAAUUGAGGGAAGAGUUACAAGAAACAAUACCUAAGGAUGAGCCACUGCAAGCUAUACCGCCUCGCCAACCGGCCACAGACAAACAGAAACUGAGCACACAAAUAUCCGAUCAUGAACGCAAGUUGGCAAUCCCGCAACCACCAAAAGAGCGGCUUGAACUCGCCACUACAACCAAUUUGGUGACGCUUCCGAACCUGCACAGAUAAGUCUUCUGCACCACCACGAAUGACAAAGAUUCACCCACACACUAGGAUGUGAGAUACACCUUAGUGUAUUUGGAAUAUAAGAUCCACUAGUAUAAUUGAUACGAUUUAAAUCUGCACUAAAUCUUAUUGGUUCGGAUCUUCGGUUCUAUGAAUGUAUCCGCGGCUAAGUGGGGUAUAAACAAUGAAUGUGGAAAUCGUCUUUAUCAAUCUUUUUUGGUUGAAUGUUUGAGAUGUACAUGUAUUCUUGUGGCUUUAAAGCCUUACAUUAACGGAUUAUGGGAUUGAAGCCUUGCAUUAAUUGGAUUAUUUUGGCAGGGUAUCAAUAUCUUUUACUCCCUCUGUUCCUGAAAGUAGGAUUUUCUAGAUUUAUUUUUUGUUCCAAAAUGAUAGAUUUUCUAAAAUUUUAAAGUACUUUUAGUAGUAAAUGUUGAAAAGUUGUAUACUUUUAAGAAACAUUAAUUGAAAAUUUUGAAUUGGUUGAAUACUAUUGGUUGAUAUUUAUUGAAAAAUGUAUAGUAAAAUAAAUAAUAAGUUUAAUUGUAAAAACUUAAUUGUUUUCUUAAUAUGCGUGAAUACUCUAGAAAAUCUUUCUUUCGGAAACAAAGGGAAUAGUGGAUUGUGCUUAACGUAUUUGUAUAGAAGUUUGUGCACUAAACUACUGUAUUAAAGCAAAUUAACAAUAUUUUUUUGAAGCUGGAAGAUAAAUUGUAAGGUUGUUUCUCAAAAUAAUACAAACUGUUGUUUCUAAGAAUAAAUAAAAAACUAAAGUAAACUGUAAGGUUUUAUUAAUUUGAUUAUAUAGUUGAUUGGUGAGCCUUUAAUUACGACUGCUCCUUUGUGCAAAUGUUUAGUUGGUUCACGUUUCGUUUCUAUUUUUUCUGAGGCCUUAAACUAUUUAUUUUCAUUAGUCAAAGAAAAAUUCGUUUACCAACAAAAAGAUUCAACCCCCCCCCCCCCCUCUUAUAUAUAGUGCCUACUUUUUUUUUCAUUUUCUUAAUUCCCAUUGAAACAUUUGUAUAUUUGUCUCUCUUGAAAUGAAACUCUCUCUGCGUUUGGUCUCAACCAUUCUCCUCUCGUUCAUGCUACUCCUUGCCGCAGGAAUGAUUCCAGUGGAAGCCAGAACGUGUGAGUCACCAAGUACCAAGUUUCAAGGAGUGUGUCUCAAUGCAAAGAACUGUGCCGGUGUUUGCACUGGCGAAGGAUUCACAGGAGGUCAAUGCAGUAGUCUUAAGUGCUACUGCACCAAAACCUGCUAGAUUUAUAAAAUGUCACGAAAAUGUAAAAAUCUUUUUUUUUGUGUGUAAAAAUCAUUUUUUUUUGGUCUUUAAUCAUACUAUUGAUACAAAAUUAGAUAUCGUAUGCUUGAAUAUCAACGUACACUUAGUAACUUAUAUCAAACCAGAAAAAUGAUUCUAUAAUAUAUAUACUUAUUUAUGCUUGCAUAUAUGUUCUCUUUUAUAAAAAAAAAAAGAGAGUUAGAUUACAUACGUAUUUGUGUCGCAAAUUUUCAGAUAUUGAUUAAAAUCUUAUUAUUUGAUUCUUAAAUUAUGUUGAUUUAUAAAAUCAAGGAAUAAUUACCUUUUGAAGAAUUUUAUAUUUGAUACAAAGAUUUAGGUCUAUAACCAGUCAAUAUAAGUCUUAUAUCUGGAUAUUUUAAAUUAUUGAUUAUUUAAGCUCUCAUUAUUCAUAACCAAAAUAAACUAGGGUAAUUAAGGCGGUGAACAUUGUUCAAAAUUUUACUUAUUUUACUAACACAUGAUGAAGAAGUAAAGCUUUCGUGGCAGCUAUUAUAAGCAAUACAACAAAAAGUAUCCAACUAAUAGUAAUAUUCUCUAAAAGUUUCCUUAGUCCAAGUAAAUAUGAAGACAAUGAGUUAUUCUUCUCUAUCGUUCUUACAUACACAUUGAGUCCUUGCGUAUAUAUAAUGCCACCCUCUUCUAAGUUCCCCCAUUAGCUUCUUAUACAACACUUACUUUCAACUAUUCUUUCUCUCUUCCCCCGAAAAAUGAAGCUCUGCGAUAUGAUAUUUCGCGAUAUAUCGUGAAUUAGGGAAACAGUUUGUUGUAAUUUUUGUUCUCUCUCUACUAUCUUCUCAUCUAUUAUCUAUACAUCAAUUAGUGGCAUGUUAGUAAGGAUUCUGGUCUGUGUUUUUAGUUAAUCUUUCGGAUGAUCCAUGUGACAAGUGACAACCAAAAAAAAAUUCGAGUUCUCCAUCUAGCAUGAACCAAAAAAAUUAACAUAUUAUGUCGAGAUUAUAUCGUACGUUAAUUAGGGAAAAGCUUUGUUAAUUUUUGUUCUCUUAAUCUCUACUAUUUCUCUUUUCAACAUAAUUAAUGGAUUUUUAGUAAGCAAUCAAGUCUGUGUAUUUUUUGGCUUGCCCAUUUGACAACGAAAAAAAAAUCGGAUUCUCCGUCUAAUAAUACGCUCAAAAGAUAAUUAUGUAUAUAUGUGCACUGUGACUAAAGAAUUGUUAUCAUCACCGCGUAAAAAAGAAGGCAAACAAGUUAAGGCACAGUAAACUAUUUCGUAACUGUAAAGUUUACCCAUUGGUGCUGCCUGCUGGUGAAUUUUUUUUGUCAAAAACUUACCAAUUUUAGUAUGGGUGAUUUUGCUGUAUAACCAUAUUAAGAAAAAAACAAAGAAUAUAGCCAUGUGUUGAGAAAUGUGUCAAUUUACCACAUUAUUGGACAUUAUAAUCUUUUACGAGUGCGUGAAUGUGUGUAUAUCAAACGUUACAACCAAAUACUAUUUAUUUAUGUUGUCAAUAUAUAAUGGAUUAUUUCAAACAUAAAUGUAACAAUAGAGAAUAAUAUAAUUUCUUUAGUACUAUUUAUUUAUAGGGUUCAAUGCAAUUUAAUCAGUAGACAAUAUGAACAAGCAUAUUUAUUCGUAGGACAAGUGUUUAAUGUAAAAUAAAUUAUGUGAAAUAACAUAAUUAGCUGAUAUAUUACAAAAUAAACAUAUAUCAUUCUAUAUUUGAUGACCAUAUAGUAUAGCAUGUGAAAAUAUAUAUAUGAAAAAAAAUAUUGAGAGUAAGGGGAGAGGAAGAAAAGCGAAGACGGAAAUGAUAAAAAAUGAAAAGAGAUUUUACAGAAGAAGCUGGAAAAAAGUAUAAUGUCUAAUAAAUAGAAGAGUAUAAAGAACAUGAUGAGAUGAUGAAAAAAAAGAGGAAAGGAGUACAAAGAGGAAAAUGGAGAGAGAGAGAGAGAGAGAAGUAAGAGGAGAGAAGAGGCGGGGGAGGGGUAGGAGUGAAGAGAGAGAGAAUUUGGGAGGAGAAAAAGAGGAGAAAGAAAAAGUGCAAUUUUUAUUUUAUAAAU